Molecule: messenger RNA, 1729 nt
Organism: Dryobates pubescens (Downy woodpecker)
Lineage: Eukaryota; Metazoa; Chordata; Aves; Piciformes; Picidae
Gene: SKP2
Product: S-phase kinase associated protein 2
Exons: 10
Coding region: 80-1342 (420 amino acids)
Molecular function (GO): protein binding
Source: RefSeq, a predicted model, not a curated record
CGUACGGUGCUGGAGAGUGCGGUGCGCGUGGCUGCCUGGCGGUGCGCGGAGCUCCUUCUGAGUCGCCUGCUCCGUCGCUAUGCACAGAAAACAUCUCCAGGAGAUCCCAUCCUCCAGCAGCAAUGUUUCAACCAGCUUCACCUGGGACUGGGACUCCAGCAAGACCUCGGAGUUUCUCUCUGGCAUGGGAGUGUCUGUCCUUAAGAAGGACAAAAUGGGCAAUGAAAACACACCACAGGACCUACUAGUGUCAUCCUCCUGUCCUCCUCAGAAACGGCAGAAGGUGAAGGAGAGAGAAAAGGAUUUUGUCAUUGUGCGCCGGCCUCGGCUGCUCCGAGAGGUGGAGUCAGGUAUUUCCUGGGAUGCGCUUCCAGAUGAGUUGCUUUUGGCAAUCUUUGCAUACUUGCCCCUAAGUGACUUGCUAAAAGUUUCCCUGAUUUGCAAGAGAUGGCAUCGUCUUUCGUUUGAUGAAUCUCUGUGGCAGACUCUUGAUCUGACUGGUAGAAACUUGCUGCCAGGAGUGAUUGGACAGUUGCUGCCUGCCGGUGUUACUGUUUUCCGCUGCCCACGAUCUUGCAUUGGAAAUCCAUUGUUUAAAACCAGCAAACCUCUCAGAGUUCAACAUAUGGAUUUGUCAAACUGCACAGUGUCUGUUGCAGAUCUCCAGAGUAUUCUAUGUCAGUGUGAAAGGCUGCAGAACCUCAGCUUGGAAGGACUAGUGCUUUCUGAUGACAUCAUCAAGAGCAUUGCUAAGAAUUCCAAUUUGGUACGACUGAAUCUCUGUGGGUGCUCAGGGUUUUCUGCAGAAGCCUUGGAGCUGAUGUUGAGCAGCUGUUCUAUGUUGGAGGAGCUGAACUUGUCCUGGUGUGAUUUCACAGCCACCCAUGUCAAAGCAGCAGUCAAUCAUGUAACUUCAAAAGUAACCCAAUUAAAUUUAAGUGGAUACAGACAGAAUCUACAAAUACCAGAUGUUAAAACACUGGUGGAAAGAUGUCCUUUACUUGUCCAUUUAGAUCUAAGUGACAGUGUGAUGUUGAAGCCCGAGUGCUUUCAGUAUUUUCAUCAGCUCGUCUUUCUGCAACAUCUGUGUCUUAGCCGAUGUUAUCAGAUAUCACCUGCUGCCUUAGUAGAACUUGGUGAAAUUCCAACAUUAAAGACUCUUCAGGUAUUUGGAAUAGUGACUGAUAGCUCCCUACAGCUCCUCAGGGAAACACUUCCUGACAUGAAGAUCAAUUGUUCACACUUUACUAGUAUUGCCAGGCCAACUGUUGGCAGUAAAAAGAACCAUGAGAUCUGGGGCAUCAAAUGCAAACUGACGCUGAGAAAUCCUAGUGGCUUAUGAUCAUGUACAAUGGACUGUAUGCAAUGGACACUGCAUGGUGAAGCUCCUUAAGAAGCCUAGUGAUGGAGCACUUUUAAUCUUAGUACUGUUAGUGUAAAAAGCAUUUUAAGUUGCUCUUAUACCUUAAUGUAGUUUCAUAAAUAUUUUAACAGUAUUUUUUUACUUAAAGGCUUCAGAAAUCUGAUCUGUGAGCAAUUGUAGAAUUUCUAAGAACGUUUUUACAAGGGAACUUUUAAAAAAAUGUUAUGAAACAACCAUUGUAAUUAUGUCAGCCUCUCUAGCAACUGUUGCAGGUUGUAAUGCAGCUUUUGUUGUUCUAGGGUGUUCUAAAGCUGCUUUUGCUUAACUCUUCCGGUUCUACAACUUGUGAAACUAUUUGCAGAGGUG